CUCAGUUUGUCUUUUUAUAGACAAAUAAAGUAAACAAAUCUAAUAAACUAUAUUUGUAACAAGCUAUCCAUUUUGAUCAUACUGGAUCAAAUUAUUGUGUGAAAUUUGAAGUAUGGAGAUUGGUUGGUUGUUGAAGAGAGCUUCAAAAGCUAUCCAUGGCCACUCUUCUUACUCUAAGCUUCUCCUUCUCUUCACUCUCAGUAGUGGAGGUUUAGUAGCAUAUUCUGAGUCACAAUCUGAAACCGGUGUGCCGGCUGUUGAUGUAAAUCAAAAUGAGAAGAAAAAGAAGAGAGUAGUGGUUCUGGGUACCGGAUGGGCUGCUAUCAGCUUCCUCAAAACUCUGGAUGUCUCAUCAUACGAUGUUCAGGUUGUCUCUCCUCGGAAUUAUUUUGCAUUCACCCCUUUGUUACCUAGUGUAACCUGUGGGACGGUUGAAGCUCGAAGCAUUGCAGAGCCUGUACGCAAUAUUAUCAAAAAGAAAAAUGGAGAAAUUAAAUUUUGGGAGGCAGAAUGCUUCAAGAUCGAUGCUGCAAACAACAAAGUUUUGUGCAAGUCUAAUAUUGAGAACAACAUGGUGGGAAGUGGAAAUUUUUCUAUCGAAUAUGACUACUUGGUUAUCGCUGUAGGAGCACAAGUAAACACUUUUAACACCCCUGGUGUCACGGAGAACUGCCACUUUCUCAAGGACUUGGAAGAUGCUCAAAAGAUCCGGAGAAGUGUGAUUGAUUGUUUUGAAAAGGCUGUUCUACCUGACCUAACUGAAGAAGAGCGAAGAAGAAACCUUCAUUUUGUAGUUGUUGGAGGAGGUCCUACUGGUGUGGAGUUUGCUGCAGAGCUGCAUGACUUUCUCCAAGAAGAUCUAUCCAAUCUUUAUCCAAUGGUUAAAGAUCUUGUGAAAAUAACUGUCAUCCAAUCUGGAGAUCACAUUUUAAACAUGUUUGAUGGGAGAAUCAGUUCAUUUGCUGAGCAAAAGUUUCAAAGGGACGGUAUUGAAGUUCAAACUGGAUGUCGAGUUGUUGGUAUUUCUGAUAAAGAUAUCACCAUGAAGGUCAAAGCCAAGGGAGAGAUUUGCUCUAUACCACAUGGCUUAGUUGUAUGGUCUACUGGUGUUAGCACUCGCCCAGUCGUGAGGGAUUUCAUGGAGCAAAUUGGGCAGGCCAAGAGGCGUGUUCUUGCAACUAAUGAAUGGCUGAAAGUAAAAGGAUGUGAAAACGUGUAUGCACUUGGAGAUUGUGCGACAAUUGAUCAGCGUAAGAUAAUGGAAGAUAUCAGUGCCAUAUUUAAGGCUGCAGACAAAGACAACUCUGGUACCUUGACAGUUCAAGAAUUCCGAGAUGUGGUAGAUGACAUACUAGUGAGGUACCCUCAGGUGGAACUUUAUCUGAAAAACAAGCAUCUAAUGGAUGUGACAGAUCUAUUGAAAGAUUCUGAAGGUAAAGACAGAAAAGAAGUGGAUAUUGAAGGGUUUACGCAAGCCCUUGCUCAUGUGGACUCACUGACCAAAACCUUUCCUGCAACUGCACAGGUUGCUGCGCAACAAGGUACAUAUCUUUCACAUUGUUUCAACCGUUUGGAGGAUUGUAAAAACGCUCCUGAAGGUCCUCGGCAUUUUGGAGGUUCUGGGCGUCAUCAGUUUCGUCCAUUCCAGUACAAACAUUUUGGGCAAUUUGCUCCUUUGGGAGGAGAGCAGGCUGCUGCAGAACUUCCUGGAGACUGGGUUUCCAUGGGUCAUAGUACCCAGUGGCUCUGGUAUUCUGUAUAUGCAAGCAAACAAGUUAGCUGGCGCACUAGGGUGUUGGUAGUCUCCGACUGGACUCGCAGAUUCAUUUUCGGAAGAGAUUCAAGCCGUAUUUGAGGCAUUAACUAUGCCAUUCUGUGUAAAAUAUCUCAAGGCACAUUUUUCUUUCCCAACUGUAUUCAGUUUUAUUGAAAAUCCUUUGUAAAUAGUUUGUAAAUUCAAAUGAUUAAACUCUUUUCAUUUCCUGCUUUUGGGAAUGAGUGAA
Messenger RNA from Mercurialis annua (annual mercury), 2003 nucleotides. RefSeq names its product external alternative NAD(P)H-ubiquinone oxidoreductase B1, mitochondrial-like. Gene Ontology annotation, molecular function: NADH dehydrogenase activity; calcium ion binding. NCBI's taxonomy places the organism in Eukaryota, Viridiplantae, Streptophyta, Magnoliopsida, Malpighiales, Euphorbiaceae. Bases 113 to 1855 code for a protein of 580 amino acids. The transcript has 10 exons. The record is from RefSeq and is a predicted model, not a curated record.